Pyricularia pennisetigena is the source of this 333-nucleotide messenger RNA. RefSeq lists its product as uncharacterized. The coding region runs from base 1 to 333 and encodes 110 amino acids. The transcript has 2 exons. Gene Ontology annotation, molecular function: 2 iron, 2 sulfur cluster binding. Gene Ontology annotation, biological process: intracellular iron ion homeostasis. Gene Ontology annotation, cellular component: cytosol; nucleus. The record is from RefSeq and is a predicted model, not a curated record. NCBI's taxonomy places the organism in Eukaryota, Fungi, Ascomycota, Sordariomycetes, Magnaporthales, Pyriculariaceae.
AUGGCAGACUUGGAAAUCACAGAGGCGUCCAUCAAGGAUGCGCUCACUGAGAGGCUAAAGGCAAUACAUGCCGAAGUUACGGACAUGUCAGGCGGUUGCGGACAAGCAUUCACCGUUCUGAUUGUAUCGCCCGAAUUCGCUGGCAAGAACUCGCUUAAGCGGCAUAGGCUGGUAAACGCGGCCAUGAAGGACGAGAUAGCGCGCAUCCACGCAUGGACAGCAAAAUGCCAAACCCCCGAGGAGUGGGAGCGUGAUAAGGCUUCGGCAACGGGUGCAGAUGGUCCGUCCAUGGAUGGCACCGUUGGUGGUCACGUGGAUGGCGUCAAAGGGUGA